Messenger RNA from Cervus elaphus (red deer), 2109 nucleotides. It is a transcript of the gene RASL10A, whose product is annotated as RAS like family 10 member A. Gene Ontology annotation, molecular function: GTPase activity; GTP binding. The coding region runs from base 959 to 1570 and encodes 203 amino acids. Lineage: Eukaryota; Metazoa; Chordata; Mammalia; Artiodactyla; Cervidae. The record is from RefSeq and is a predicted model, not a curated record. The transcript has 3 exons.
AACCUUGGACAGCAGCCCCCUCUCCGGCCUCAGUUGUCUCUCAGAGACACCAGGUUGAGGCUUCGAGUCAAGGAUCGUGUAAGUGAUAGCUUAGUGUAGGGCCUGGCACGUAGUAGGCGCUCAAGAAAUGGUGUGUGCCUUUGGUGGAUGCGGAGCAGAGCCAGCGCAGUGCGGCGACUCGCCCAAGGUCACACAGCCGGGCCGGAUCCGACCCGGGCGGCCUGACUCCAGCGGGCCGGGUUUGCGAGGAGCCAGCUUGGGAGAGCGGUGUUUGGAGGAGCGGGCGCGGACGUGGGCGGGAAGGGACUUCUAUUUUGGAGCGGGUGACAGAAGCGCGGAACGCAGAGGGGGCUGGGUCCCUCCCUGGGCUCCCCCAGUCCGAGUCACCUUCCCGCGACCCUUCCCGGGAGGGGCGUCCCGGGCGGGUAGGGGGGAGCGGGAGGGGCGGGUAGGCGGUUACCUCAUCGCCGCCUCCGGGAGGCUCCGCUUGCUGCUCGCUGCUCGCUCGCGCCGCCGGCUGGGGCGGCGACUCCGGGCGCCGGAGCGAGAGAAGGACGGAGGGACCGAGGCGCCGAGAGGCAGCGCCGCCCCCUGCAUCCUGCUCCGCCGCGGGACCCGCGAGGCGAGGAGGUCCGACCUCGGUGCUCCGCGCUGUCGCCGGCGCCUCCAGUGGCGCUGCGGGGCGGAGGCCGUGUCUGCGCGCGGCGCGCUCGGUCAGUUCUCUCCUGAGCUUGGCACUCGCCGGAGCUGCUCGUGCGUCCGCCGUCCGCCUGCUCGGCUGUCUGUUUCCCCUCUACCGCCAGCUCCGACCUCCAGCCUGGCCUCCCCGGGCCCCCGGUGCUCCAAGGGGCGAUGAGCGCGGCGGGGCCGGGGUGCACGGGGCAGGGCGCGCCGGGCGCACAGAGCGGCGCCGGCCCAUGAGGCUUCCCAGAGCGGGGCGCAGCAGCACGCGCGGGCCAUGGGGGGCAGCCUGCGGGUGGCGGUGCUGGGCGCUCCGGGCGUGGGCAAGACGGCCAUCAUCCGCCAGUUCCUGUUCGGUGACUACCCCGAGCGCCACAGGCCCACGGACGGGCCGCGCCUCUACCGGCCCGCGGUGCUGCUCGACGGCGCCGUCUACGACCUGAGCAUCCGCGACGGCGACGGUGCUGGCCCGGGUCAGAGCCCCGGGGGGCAAGAGGAGUGGCCGGACUCUAAAGACUGGAGCUUGCAGGACACGGACGCCUUCGUGCUUGUCUACGAUAUCUGCAGCCCGGACAGCUUCGACUAUGUGAAGGCGCUGAGGCAGCGCAUCGCGGAGACCAGGCCAGCGGGCGCACCUGAAGCGCCCAUUCUCGUGGUGGGCAACAAGCGGGACCGGCAGCGGCUGCGGUUCGGGCCUCGGCGCGCACUGGCUGCCCUGGUGCGCAGGGGCUGGCGCUGCGGAUACCUCGAGUGCUCCGCCAAGUACAAUUGGCACGUGCUGCGACUCUUCCGCGAGCUGCUGCGCUGCGCGCUAGUGCGCGCACGCCCUGCGCAUCCAGCUCUGCGCCUGCAAGGGGCGCUGCACCCGGCGCGCUGCAGCCUCAUGUGAUCGAAUUGGAAAAACGCCGCUUACGGGGGGAGGGGCCUUCUAGUUAACUGGAACAACCGGGGACCUGGAUUGGACGAGAUUGCCCAACUUCUUUCGGAUUGGACAGGACAAGCCUCCUCCCUGAUUGGCUGAAGAACACUCCCACCCAUUCUCCUGGGCAACAGGCUUCUCUUUGAAUCUCACUGGGCCCAACCAGGCCCCAUUGGACAAAUCAGUCUUUUCUGGGACCUCACUGGGUCACGAUUCCAUUGGAUGAAAAGGACUUGGCUAUGAAUCUGAUUGGACAGCCUCAGGCUGCUCUUGGAGUUUCAUUGGACCAACUGUUAAGUCACACCUCCCGGGAGGAAAUAAAGGGGAAGCAAGUUGCGCCUGGCAUUUCUGGGAUGGCAAGAUAAAUCUUGGGGAAUUCCCUGAUGGUCCAGUGGUUAAGACGCCAAGCUUCCACUGCAGGGGGCAUGAGUUCGAUCCCUGGUUGGGGAACUAAGAUCUCUCAUGCCUCACAAAAUUGCUAGAAGAUAAAUUUUGUGCUUCCCAGGGGG